Molecule: messenger RNA, 11299 nt
Organism: Struthio camelus australis
Lineage: Eukaryota; Metazoa; Chordata; Aves; Struthioniformes; Struthionidae
Gene: PAG1
Product: phosphoprotein membrane anchor with glycosphingolipid microdomains 1
Biological process (GO): negative regulation of T cell activation; intracellular signal transduction
Cellular component (GO): plasma membrane; membrane raft
Molecular function (GO): SH2 domain binding
Source: RefSeq, a predicted model, not a curated record
UAAUAUAAUGAAGCGUUGGCUAAUCAAAAAUACAUAAGCAUUUUUCUCCCGUCAGUUCUCCUCAGACUACUCCAAGAAGAAGAAAAAGUGCAGGGCUGUACAUGAGAGUGUCUUUGUGAUACUAGUCAGUGGCGGCCCUGACAGAGCAGGCAUUGUUUGCUCGCUGUAAUAGGCUUGGCAGCCAAAUAAGGUAGAGAUCUGUGCCGCGCAUACAGAAUCGGAAAGUAGCAGAGGACAAGCAUCUAAAAAUUCCUACCACUGGAGUAACUAGAAGAAGGAGUUUCAAAAUGUGCCGCUAACAGCUUGCUGUGGGGUCUUCUGUAGAAUAGAAACGUAGCCCUGGAAUGAAGAAUCCUUGUUAAUUGAAGCAACAGAGGUGCGCUCACCACAGAUGCCAGCCCUCUCCAAGGAAUAACCUCUUCAUCCUGAAGUGUCACCAGCUCCUGCUAGUAUAAUGGGACCAGACAGUGGCUUCUUAGGCAGUGGGCAGGUCCACGUCAUCCUAUGGGGAAGUUUGGCAGCUAUGACCACACUCUUAUUCCUCACCUUCCUCAUCUUCCUCUGCUCCAGCUGCAACAGGGAAAAGAAGGCCAAGCAUCAGUAUGGAGAUCAUGAAAAUCUGAUGAAUGUGCCUUCUGAUAAGGAGAUGUUCAGCCACUCUGUCACAAGUUCAGCUACUGAGCCUCCUCCAAGCAGCGACCAGAACGGGGCACUCAGUAAUGGCGAGGUUCUCUCGGAGGACAGUACAGCUGCCUGCAUCCAGCCUUAUGAAGAAGUACAAACGUCUGUCUCUGAUCUGCUAGAUCAGCAAGAUAGUCUUGGAAAAUCCAUUAAAUGUCACCAGAGCCGGGAACUACCUAGUAUUCCUCCUAACAGUACCAUGGAAACCAUCAUCUCAGCUGGAAAUGGAGAAAAUGAUCAAGGUCUUGGAAUGGAAGGGCCUUAUGAAGUCUUGAAAGACAGCUCCUCUCAAGAGAACAUAGUUGAAGACUGCUUGUAUGAAACUGUGAAGGAAAUUAAAGAUGUCGGAGCAGUAGCCGACAUGGAAAGAAGCUGUAACAACAAAUCAAGGUCUUCACUUAUGGUUUCUGAAGGUCAGGAUCAGAUCCCUGAGUGCAGAAUUGAAUCAGCAGAAUAUGCGUCUGUUGAUCGAAAUAAAAAGAGUCGCCAAAGUGCUAAUUCAGACAGCCCUCUUGGCAACACACCAGAUGUAGAGGAUGAGCCCCCCCCUCCAGUACCCAUGAAACUUCUUGAUGAAAAUGAGAAUGUGCAAGAAGAAAAAGUGGAAGAAGAAGAACAAGGAACAGAAGGAGCAAGUAAACCAGAGAAGAGGCUUAGUUCAGUGUCUUACAAGUCUCGAGAGGAAGAUCCAUCUCUUACAGAAGAUGAUAUCUCAGCCAUGUACUCUUCGGUGAGUAAGCCAGGACAGGCCAUCAAGGCACUGGAUUCUACUUACACCUGUAUUCAAGAAGUUGCAUCUCCGAGGUCCCCAUCGAUUUGCAGUGGCCUCUAUGCAAGCGUAAAGGACUUUGAAAACACCCUAAAUACUACCAUUGUGCCUCAGUCAGUGGACAGACCAAAUGGGGAGCUGGAGCCUGACUAUGAAGCUAUCCAGUCAAUGAGCCAGGAAGAAGAUAGGACAUUGUCUGUGCCUAACGCAAACCACACUGCUCUUUCAGGAGAGAAUGACUAUGAGAGUAUAGGGGACUUGCAGCACCACAGGGAUUUCACUAGACUUUAAUUACUCUGGCAGCCAGAUUUCAGCAUUUAUUUUAUCAGCUGGCAUUUUCACAGGAACAUGUGAAACAAGGAGAGCGUGCUCCUCCUCCUGAGGACUCAAGUUAAGUAUGGAAAAAAGUUGUGAGAAAGCAACGCAUGUUUCAACCAGCGUGCAAUAUCUGUUGGGUUAUUCUUGGUCGUGGAUUGCAGCUCACUAGAAGGGUUGCAUCAGUUCAGAAUUAGGAUCAAAACAAUGUAAAGGCUUCUUUAUUGUUACUUCCAAGACAACUAGAAUUUGGGAAAGAGGGGCAUAUUUGUUUUCUUAAGAAGAUCAUGUACCAAAAAGAUUGCCUUUACACAGAGCUAGCUUUUCAUUUUAAAAGAUUAUGUCCUUUCUUUCAAGGUGUCCUUCAAGAAUCAUUUUUCAUUAAAGUUCAACCAUCAUCUUCAUUGAGCAAACUGCAGAUCAUCAUGCCUCAACUCAGACUUAUUUUGCAGAGGUGGGGAAGGUGUGUUAACUUCCAUGUCUUUUGAGGAGCUCUGUAAUUCAGCUUUGAGGACUAUGAGCCCUUGCAGCCAGAAGGGAUUGGAGAUGGAGUCAGAAUAUUGGUAUGUUCCACUCCGCUUUCAUUACAGCUACAGUGCAAACAACAGUACUUCACUUCAUAAGGGACCUACUCCAGAUGUACUUGAAUUAAUUCUGUAGCUUUUUCUUUUGUUUUUUUUUUUUUUUUUACAUUAAGGGCUGUAGAACUUGACUUUCAGUAUUUAAGAUAUGUAGUGGUGUUUGUUGGGUUUGUUUUGUUUAAUUAUUUGUGAAAUGCUUUUUAAAAAUGUCACCCUUAGCAUUCUCGCCUCUAUUCCCCUUGUGUGCACACAUAAUACUUACACACACUAGACAAUUGUCAUGUUGUAUCAAAAAGCUGUGCAAAUGAAUGUGUUGGCGUAAUGUUCAGUCUAACUUUAACAGUGUUGACUCAUCUUUUUAAGAAUUCUGCCCUUUGUUUUUAGACUUUAAAAUAUUUUUAAUAAGUUGAUCUAGUUUAUUAUGUAGGAAAAUUUAUGUACUGUUUUGAGUCCAUGAUAAUUUUCAUUUUUAUGUUAUAUUUUUCAUGUUCAAAGUUAUUGUAGAUUAACUUACGGUUUUACGUAGCAGAAGGAGUCCCAUGCUUUGAGCUGCAUUUAUUUUUCCUCUAAAAACACUUGCUAUAUUAGAAGCAUGUACAUGAACAAUUCUGUUAGUUUUUUAUCUUCCUAAGCAGGGGUGUGGAAUACGCCUUGCUGUUUCUAAGCUCAGAAUUGCAGAGCCUAUGUAAAAGAAUACUGUCAAGGGGCAAAAAAGAGGAAGAUGAGAGAACGGGGUUUAGUCUGGGAUAGCCACUGGUCCUCCUUGUUCCUCUGGUAAAAGGAGCAGGAGAAUAAUGACUGAAGGAGACCAAGCUUGGGGCUCUGACAAGUGGUCUGAAAGCCACUGUCAUUGCAAAGAUACCAAGUUAUUCUGUUACUGCUGGAAACAAAGUAUAGCGCUCAGAUGAAACAAGUAGGUAUUGAGCUGAUACUUCGGUUUUCUUCCAGAAUAGUACGAUGUGCCACCCCAGCACUGGAGAACUGGCAUUGUGUCAUGUGCGUAUACAUGUAUACACAUGCUUACAGUUAUGUGUACACGUGUGCAUCUAUCCCUGUGUAUACACACAUAUACAUCUAAUUUGGCUGCAAGUAUAAAUUACUGUCCGGACUUGAUAGCAUCCACAUACAUAAUAUUUGGCAUGAACUUGAAGAGUAGUUUAUUUUUACUUUAAAAUAAACAGUACAUAAACUGCUCAUUGCAUAUAGCCUAGAAUGGGCUUAGUUUCCUGGUUCUGAUUUUUGACAUAUCAAAUUGAGUCUCUAAAAUCACUGGCCAGUGCCACACCAGUACUUGGUACAAUAAAGAGCAAAUGUAGAUUUGGUUGCACACAUUUAUUACACUUAACUUGAUAGCUGAAAGCCAUGAACUGAUUUAUGGACUUGGCCUGCACUGCAGUGGCUCUGAGGAGCAGUGCUAGUGUGCAGUCAGCCCCUGCCUGCGUUAGCGUGAUUCAGGCUUCCUGGAUCCUGACCUCAUGCAACAGUGUAGGACGCUUGAGCUAUGACUCUCUUCAUAAAAGAGAGUCAUAAAAGCAGUUCAGGCCAGCCUACAUCCAUCUUGUUCUUGAUCGUGCUGUCAUGUUUUCACAGGUUCAGCAAACCCUUUGCUUCCACUUCAUUGCAAUGGCUCCCUCUUUUAAAGCUGACUUUCAGCUUCCUUUCUGCACUUUUUCGCUCAGAAAAGUUUCUGGUUUUGUUCCCCUGAAUAUGAACUCAUGAAGUUCUCCUCUUACUGUUCUCUCCUUCUACUUUAUACUAUUUAAGGCCAAAGAUAAGAUCUUCCAUGUUUCAGAAGGUCUUUUGUGAUAAGUUUGAAGAGUGUCCGAAGUCUUUCACUAUGUGUUUGCUGUCUGCUCCUUGCUCAGGGGACCUGGUUUAUACCACCCUCAGUCUGACUCCUGUAACUUAGUGGGAGACACUUCCCAACUCCUGAGGUUCCCAAACUCAUCUCAAGAAGCAGUUAUCCCUUAAGGAUUGCCAUAUACAUUACCCAGAUGACUGCUUCUGGAGAAAAAAUAGCAACAUGAGGCUUGUCAGGUUCACCAGAGGCAAUUUUAAUACAAGCUUAAAGAUCAAAAGAUAAUACAAGCUCAUUCAAGCGAAGAAAAAGGUUAAACUCCUGAUUACAACAUUUUAAGUUGCAAAAGAAGAAAAUAAUGCACCACUCAAAGAACACACUCAUCAUUCUUUCCUUGCUGUCAUUCAAGAUCAGGAAGUCUAAGCUGCAGGGAGAGGAGGAACUGCCCUGGUGCCCUUUGCUCUUCUUUCAGAGCAGAAGCAUGCUAUUGGUUUGGGGAGAAGGACUUGAGACUCAGUCCCGUCCUUCUUGGGCUGACAACUGCUCCCCCAGAUUUCCCUUUUCCACAGUGAGAUCCCCUCCUCUCUUCAUUUGUUUUUAUUUUUAAGCUGGCCCGUACAACCUUGCAAUAGGAGCUGGUACUGGGCUUGCAGUCCUGUGGAGCUGACACUUCUCUUCUGGUGUAAAUGAUGCUCAGCUCGGUCACAACCUUUUCAAAGUGGCUAUCAUAGCAAAGAAAGAGCUUCAGUGGUGGGUGGGUUCUCAGACUGUGUUUUAUUUUCUUCUUUCAUAAAUUUAUCUCAGAUUUUACAAACAGGAGUUUCACCUUUUAUUUUUACUGCUCUGUCCAUCAUGUAUUGUAGGUAUAUGUUUUAUCCACAUCUCUUCAAACUCUCAGUCUCUGGAUCUUGACAGAUGACACAGUAAUACAGAUGAAGUUUAAUAUGGAGUGUUUAGUCUAAGCUACCAUCCCCAUUCUGUCUUUUGUCAGAUUUAGGGACUCUUAUCAUGAUAGUCUCAUCUGAAGUAACUGCAAAAGAGAUCUGCUUCCAGUCCAGCAGACUCUCAGUGUGUUAGGGAAGGAGUUCAGUCCGAUUGCUAUGCUUCAGACAUUUGGACCUGCCCUCACCAGCUGAGACUGCUUACACUGGACUCUUGGGAGCCACUAACAAGAAUUACCCUCCCUGAACCAGGUGCCAGGAGAAAAGUCCAUAACUCCCCUGCAAUCUCCAUUAUAUAGCCUAAGGCUAAAGAAAAAUAUUUCAGAAUUCCAUCCAGAGUUCUUAAAUUGCCUUGCUUGACGAGGGAUCAAGCCUCUAUUUUAGAUGUUCUUCACUAAUAUAUUGGAUGGAAAGAUUUUUCCAGCAGUAAUCCCCAAAUAUAUUAAUCUUACUGUAAAGAGAGGGGAGUCUCUCUCCUACAUGUCUCUCCACAUAUUUCUUUCACCAUCUUUCAAAUAUAUCACUCUAAAUAAAAUGUCAACAUCCAAAAUGAGAUUUUUUUUUUACCUGAUCAUCUUUUCUGGGCUACUUUGCAGUCUAUUUUUUUACCUCCAUUUGUUGGGAAAAUAUGUAAUAAGAACUCACUUCAAAUCACCGCAGUAAAGUCAAGUAAAGCUGUAAUGUGUGUGUAACUACACUAGUGGAAAGGUCUUUUCUCUUUUCCUUCUGGGAACUGGUAGAAAUCAGAAAUGCAGUUCAGAGGGGUUUUUUUCAGUGAAUCUAUGUCUCCUGUAGGAGUUCUAACCUGAACCCAAUGCCUAAACCAGUCAUCCCCUUCUACCAUGGCAAGCUUAGAAUUGCUUUCUCAAUUGGAAAAAAAAAAUAUUUAAGGAUAUCUGUAGCAUGGGCAUGUACCUUUUUACCAUGGUUAGCUCAGUUAUAGUGCCUUUUUUACUAAGUAUUUAGUAUUUCCAUACUCUUUUAGAAGUGUUUGUUUAGCACAAAAGCAGAAAGAAAGAGCCCUUACAUUUGCUUCUCUAAGUGGCAACCAGCUUUAUGGAGACACAUCAAAUGUACUGGACCUCAGUUAGCCCUAAAAUAGCAAUAAGCUUCUUACAAACUUCCUGUGAAAGCCCAGUAAUGUAGCUACGACAACUAAGCUUUGCAAUAAGAAUUAUCAGUCUUCUUUUGAAAAAAACUAAGUUUUUCCAACAGUGAGCAUUCAGGGAGGUGGUGUUCCGUGUCCAUGUCAACUGUGAACAAUUAGUUGCUCAGUCUUUGUAUUUAUAUCAAUUACAGGCUUGCUUAUAUGUAGCAGCAUUCAUGGGAUGGGGGCAAUUGCAAAAGCGGUGCUGGGAUUCAGAUUCAUUAGUCACCCAAAGCUGGAACAUCCCACAGUAGCAACUGGCUGAGGAUCAGCUGCCUAGUGUAAGCUCUACUGUGUUGUGCCUUCAGGGACUCCACCUUCCCCGGGUUUUUCUGGGCAGUAUACUUCUCCAUGGCUCCCUGAACAGCUCCUGUUGGCUUUUGUGAUCAAAACUCUGUAUACACGGUGCUCUCUGUUAAACCUUUCAAUGGUGCUUUUAUAAGAUGCUGGAUAAACGGUUUCAAUGCGCUUUCUGAAAGCUGACAUGUAAAAUUGUGACAUAUAGCAUUCGCUCUAGUAUUUUCGACUUCACAGAACUUAGCGUUAACUGUGUUGAUGCUGACAGUGCUUCCCUGUUUCUUCUUCAUCCCAUGUAGAAUCAAAAUGUUGUCACAUGUAACAAGCCUAUGUUGGGCAACAGGUGUUUAAAAGCAGCUACUCGGGACAAGUGCUGUGGCUGGAAAGCAGUUAGACACGUGACUGUGAUUUGACUGUAUUGUAGGACUGGAAACAUCAUAGAUCCCAGCUCCAGGACUUUCUCCUGUUUCCUAUUGUGUAUAUAUAUUUGCCCGCAAUAUGACUAUAGGAAAUCUGUUUCUGCAACAAACAUGUUAGUUUGGGCCAGAUUCCAAAGAGGAAUUUUUGUUCUUAGGCAAAUUACCAUUUAUUUUAGAUGAUCGUUAGGUAUUUAGGUUGGAACAUGCCUGAAUAAGGCUGAUAUGUGCCUCACAAGUAACUUAGUAUAUGUCGUCUAUUGCAAAAAAGGAGAAUACAGAAAGAGAUUCAGUAUCACAGAUGCUCUUGUGGUGGUGUGCUGAAGACUUUCAGGGGCAAAUCUCUUCCUGAGAGCAGGAAGCGUAAUUGCUGUUAAUAUGAUAAGCAUAAUGAUUUCGUACUCUGGAGCUGAAAUUGGUUUGUAGCAUCUUUUUGGGGAUGGUCAUGGCUGAAGAUAGUGCCAAAAAAAAAAAGUCCCAGCUAGCCAGAUAUUAACAUUGUUGAGUGUUAUGCUGACGAUAAGUGCUAUGUAUAGAGCAUCACACGGUUAAAACCACUGGGUUCCCUUUCUUUAAGGAGAGAAGACCCCUUGGUUGGGUGAGUAUGAAAGAUCCCAUGCUCAGCAUUCAAUGUACCUUCAGCAAAAAAUAUUCAACAUAUUAAUUGCCUGUGUGAUAUUUUCCCAGUAGUGCAUCAGGGUACCACAUACACUAGACACUGUUCUUUUCCGAUGGACAACAGAAAGAUGAAAGCGUAUUUCUGAUACAAGGCUCCCAUUGAUUAAUUGAUGAAACGUACUUUACAUAUAAGCCACAGGUCAGCAAGGGAGUGUCUACACAAUGCAGAUAUAUUUAAGCUAACUCUAAAUGAUGCAGCUUAGGCAUUGUAAGCAGAAUCACUGGAACAACUUCAUGCUCUAGUUGGAUGGUUAUAUUGGAUAGGCUGAUCCACUCAUAUAGUGCCAGCACAAACACUCCAGUUUGCAUGGCAAAUACAUGGAGUACCUUUGUAUUACAUACUAUUUGGCCUGUGCCCAAUCUAUUUGACAACAUAAAUGUUAUCAUUCUAUUUUUUCAUGCUGUAAAGUUUUGUUUCUCAAGAUCUUAGCUUAAAACUGUCCAGAAGGGUAGUCACUACAAAUAGGAUAGCAAAACAUGUAAAAAUAAAGAUGUCAGUGCAUCAGUAAAGAUGCUCCCUGUUACUGCACAGCAACUUGUCUAUUGUAUGUGGUACUCUCUUGCCAUACACAUUUUUAAAUAGGGGCUUUCAUUUGUGAUGUUCAUUUAUCCUUAUAAUAGCAAAGUGUGACAAGUUUUCUGUCUCUACAGAUCUUCUAAUUUUCACCAGUAUGUUAUAGAAAAUGUAAAAUAAGAUUCUAUGUUCAGUUUAAAGGACAGCUAUGUUUCCUCUUAAAGUUUAUGUUAAUAUAACAACUUGCUUAGAUGAUAUAGCAAAAGUAUAUUCAAAGUAUAGCAAUAUGGCUUGAUUUUAAAAUGCUUCAUUUUAAAUUUCAGAACGUCUCCCUUUCAGUGCAGACAACGUUACCAGCUCUUGGAAUUUUAAUCUUGUACUAUUGGGGAAAGGUUUUUAAAACAUCACUGAUCUUAUUACUUUAAAGGGAAAAAAAAUACUGAUGUUUUGACAUUUCUAGUGUCUAUGAAGAGACUCUCAUAUUUUUGACUUUCAGCAUAGGAUAGAAUUGGACUAACUAAUUGGAAAUGAGAGCAUUUCUGGAGCUGUUUCUCCCUUCCAUGUUCAGCUGUCACCAUCUCAGUGGCUCUUUUGUCCUUGAUGAGCUAUGGAAACUGUCCAGAGGGCAUAGAAACUGCAUCACCUUAACAAUUUUGAAUGGGUUCUUUUUAAAUCACCUGGGGGAUUUGGAAGUCUGGACUUAUGCUCUUAAGGGAAAUCAUAUCCUCAGGGAUCCCCGUCUUGCAGACUUCAUGGAGAUCUUUACUUUCUUUCAAGGCAAGAAGAUAUCUAGCUUGCAAGCACUCAGCUGACAUGAAAAAGAUGUACUGUAAAAGGUGAUUUGAUACAAUGUUUAAAUGUAUUAGUAAAAAACACCUAAGAGCACAAGAAUUUCCUUUCUCACGUGUGUGUGGAUACUAGAAUUUGGUCUUUAUCUUUGAGCUAUUUCAGCGUGGUCACAUAAGCAGUCUCCUCAGAUUAUCCUCCCAGCAGAAAGUGCUGCUCACCUAUUUCAGACUCUGAAUGAGCCUCAGGCUCAGUGUAGUGGCUCCUGAGUUUCUGCAUGGACCACCUCCAUGCUUUCCAGCGGGGCCUGUCUCUACGUGGUGGCAAGGACAGGUCAGGCACAGCCCUUCACCUCACAGCCCUCACUCCUUUUAAUUUAAGAAGGGGGAAUGUGAGCUGCUUCUCCUCAAGCUGCAUGUUUUUUUUAGAUAAAUGUGUUUUUAAGAGCCACCCUGCAAACCCAGAAAAGAGCUUUUACUCUCAGGGCAGGACAGAUAUAGACCGCUGCAGCAACUAGGAAGAGGGAGGUAAAAGGAACAAUAGCUAAGUUUAAUUUGCGCUUCACCCAUACCACAGACUACCUGUUUAUUAUAAAGAUUUUUACAGUAAAAGGGAUUAUAAUUGAAGGACAACUUUUCAACAGUCUUGUAAGAGAUGAAUGGAAUUGCUUAUUUCUUUCCAGAAUUGCCUAAUUGCAAAGAGGUAGUGUCAAGUCCUCUUUGUCGCACUGUGAUGCAGCGUUUGCUGAUCUUUUAUCAAGCCUCCAUAUCAACAUAAAUGGAAAUAACUUCUAAAUACAUGGUUUUGUUCUAUGGUAAGUCCAAGUUAGACAAACGUAGGUGCAGCAAUGGAAGUGCCAUGUAGCCACAGGUUUCCAUAUAUGGAUCUGGACUUACACUGAUGGAUUAUAGUGAAAAUCAGAACUGGACUGUUUUAUUUAAAUGGGAUUACUUGCAUGAGCCAAGGGUGCCGGAUUGGACCCUAAGAGUUUAGGAGAUGUUUGGCUUGGUGCUAGGUAUUUUAUUUGUAUUUUCACUGUAGUGAUUUUUUUUUCUUUAUGUCACUGAAUUGAUAUGACUUCCAUUGGCAUAACAAAAACUACAGAGUAUGGUAUAUGGAUAAUUAUCUUUAAUAGCUAUUAUUAAAAUUAUGCCUCAUUAGGAUUCACUUUAAAUUGGGUGCUAUAGACGCUUCAGCACAAAAUUGCUUUAUAUAUGGAACAUUGCAUACUUAAAACAUAUUGGAUAAAUAUUUGUAAUUACAGGCACUUCCUUUUAUUUCAAUCAUUGUUUCAUAAUGGAAAAAUAUUUAUUAGUAGAAUGGUUUUCUAGCAAUGUUCUCUUACCUAACGUUAAGAAGUUGGUUUUUUGGACAGCUAUUUGAUUCUCUGGUCACUGAAGCAGAACUUCAAACCAUCCUCUAACCAGUACAAUCUUGUGAAAAGAGAGGGCUCAAACUCUUCUCUGUCUCAUCUCAGAGCAGAUACAAAGAAAACAGUUAAAUAUACUGUGUAGUUCAGAUCUGUAGGUGGUGAGAGCAAUUAAAAGAAAUGUAUGUAAUAUAAAAUCUAGAGUCAGUGCAUGCAGACUUCCACGGCAGCACUAGCUGAGGCUUGUUUGCUACAUGAUUGGUUAUUUGGCUUGCUACCUUUCUGAAAUCAAUGUAGUUUCGUUAACAACCCUGCAGACAGUGAAAUAGUGUAGUUUUCCCAAAUGUGUGUUCCAUAAACUGUAGCUUGACUGUAAUUGCAGAGCUUAUACUACUGCUAGAGUAGUUCAGAUCCAACACUAAGUUGCAUUUUGUAAAUUGCUAAAUGCCAUGAAAUUCUUUUCAAUGUUUUGUAGUAGUGUAUACGAGUUGAUGUAAUUUAGUCAUACCAUUAUUCUAAGAAUCUUCAUCUGAUGUUUCUAGCCAAUUCAGCUUUUGGCUGCUGAAAGCACAGUAGGUGAUUAUGGUUAUUUACUGUAAAUGUAGACAAGUUUUUUGUAAAUAUGUCAGGACAAAAAAGAGAAAGAAAAUGUUACUUAAACAUAUGAGGCAAGUUAUCUAAAAGACCAAACAUAGGUCAAUAUGAAAUACAGGUUUUAUUUAUGUACAGUAGUAUCCUAAUAUUUACAUGUUUAUAUGCAGAAAAAAAAAUCUUAAGAUUCUGUACUGUAUUCUCUGAAAGCUUUUAAAAUAGGCUCUGCCAUUUUCUCUGGUUAAUAUAUUUGCAUAUAACUUUUGAAUUUACUGGAAAUCCAUGUAAAUGAUGUCAAAUGGUAAACAUGUUAUAUUGCAAUGAAAUGAAUCUAAUUUAAAUAUCCUAGGAAAAAUCAGUGGAUUGAAAACUUUAUAUAAAUUCAGUAUCCGGAUAGAAUAAAACACAAUAAAUAA